AUGAGCCAACACAAAGCACAAGAAGUAAGUCCUGCUAACUUUGAUUGGAUAAAAGAUGUGUGGAAUAGCAAAUGCUCACCUAAAAUGAGAAUAUUUCUGUGGUCGAUAAUACAAAAUGCUCUCCCUCUGGGAGAGGCAUUGAAUCAGCGUGGAAUCCAAAACGAAGCUCUCUGCGUCAAAUGCAAACAGAAAGAGUCAGCUAUGCAUAUAUUCUUUCAAUGCCCCUUUGCUAUAGAAGUAUGGAACUUGUUACCUCUUCAUCGAGUAGUUCACCUAGCUACGGAUUGCGACUUCAAAAAAGCGGUGGUGGCAUUUAGAAACAUCGUCUGCCUCCCGCCUUCAGGCGUAACGACAGCUAUCCUCCCGUGGAAAAUCCUCACACCUACAGAAACAGCAACAAAGGCAGUAAGAUUAGCAAGGGAAUGGAUCAAUGCUCAACCACAUAAGGAAACUGAACAGAGAGGAGUACCUACUUUACCAGAAGCAACUCGAUCGAGAUCGGCGAGGGAACUAGUACCAACUUGCAAAUCAGAUGCCGCUUUCAAUCAACAAUCGAAUCGGGCAGGAUUGGCGUGGAUCAUCUAUGAUGCAUCUGGGAAACCUCUACGGCAGGGAUCGUCAUCUCAAGAGCUCGUCGCCUCUCCUCUGGUAGCGGAAGCACUGUCACUCCGCGCUGGAAUAGUCUCUGCAGUAAGCCUUGAGCUUCCAAAGCUCAAGAUGCUUUCUGACAAUGUAACGCUCAUCCGAGCUAUAAACAACGACGCACAGGCUAAGGAAAUCUAUGGUAUCGUCAAGAGCAUCCAGCAGAUCGCCUCUGUGUUUGUCGAGAUCACCUUUGAUCACGUCUCUCGAUCUUCCAAUGUGGAAGCCGACCGACUCGCGAAACUAGCUUUACUUUCUUCUUCUUCGUUUAUAUCGAACCCUUGA
This is a messenger RNA of Raphanus sativus (radish), 927 nucleotides long. RefSeq lists its product as uncharacterized. The record is from RefSeq and is a predicted model, not a curated record. Gene Ontology annotation, molecular function: nucleic acid binding; RNA-DNA hybrid ribonuclease activity. NCBI's taxonomy places the organism in Eukaryota, Viridiplantae, Streptophyta, Magnoliopsida, Brassicales, Brassicaceae. Bases 1 to 927 code for a protein of 308 amino acids. The transcript has 2 exons.